GGGGCAUCUUUCUCCCGACAACACCCAAUGGCUGACCCCUCCACAGGGCUAGUGGGGGUCUCGAAUGCUGUUGGAGGUCGAAAAUUGGAGCCGAUGGCUUCGCAUGGCGCGGCAUUGCUUGUAUGCUGCUUACCUGCUGCAGAACGGUACCUGAUGAUCCGGUACAAAGUGACAGUGACUCUUGAACUUCACUCCAAAACUUUCUUCUCCUCUUUCUUUGCAGAUUUACGCGUUCACAGGAUAGCUGACACUCAGAAUGGUCACGAUUACUAGCAUCACCACGAAAGAUGUUCGUUUCCCAACGUCUCUCGACAAAACUGGCAGCGAUGCUAUGAACGCUGCUGGAGACUACUCCGCGGCAUACUGCAUCCUGCAUACAGACUCUGAAUACACUGGGCAUGGCAUGACCUUCACCAUUGGGCGAGGCAACGAGAUCGUAUGCCAGGCAAUCAGUGCUCUUUCAGAGCGAGUAAAAGGCAAGAAGUUGGAAGAUCUUGUGGCCGACUGGGGCAAGACAUGGAGAUAUCUCACUUCAGACUCCCACCUCAGAUGGAUCGGUCCAGAGAAAGGCGUCAUUCACCUCGCAUUGGGAGCGCUCGUAAACGCAAUCUGGGACCUGUGGGCAAAGAAGCUGGGCAAGCCAGUCUGGAGAAUCGUCUCAGAGAUGACGCCUGAGGAGUUUGUCAGGUGCAUCGACUUUCGAUACAUCACAGAUGCCAUCACACCAGAGGAAGCUGUACAAAUGCUGAAAAAGCUGGAAGUUGGCAAGGCACAGAGAAUGAAGGAAGCAGAGCAGAAUCGUGCUGUGCCUGCGUAUACCACUAGUGCAGGUUGGCUCGGAUACGGAGAGGACAAGAUGAAAGCUCUGUUGCACGAAACUGUGGCUCAAGGAUACAAGCACUUCAAGCUCAAAGUCGGGACAAGUAUUGAACAAGAUCGACAAAGACUCCGAAUUGCCAGAGACGUCAUCGGCUACGACAAGGGCAAUGUCCUCAUGGUAGAUGCGAACCAGGUGUGGUCGGUCCCGGAGGCUAUCGAAUACAUGCAACAACUUGCCGAAUUUAAGCCGUGGUUCAUCGAGGAGCCUACAAGCCCAGAUGAUGUUUUCGGUCACAAGGCUAUCCGCGAAGCAUUGAAGCCCCUUGGCAUCGGCGUUGCAACCGGAGAGAUGUGCCAAAACCGAGUCAUCUUCAAGCAGCUCAUUGUGCAAGGUGCCAUUGACGUAUGUCAAAUCGAUGCCUGCAGGAUGGGAGGCGUGAACGAAGUGCUAGCUGUGCUUCUGAUCGCAAAGAAGUACGGCGUGCCAAUCGUCCCCCACUCCGGUGGUGUCGGUCUGCCGGAGUACACUCAACAUCUGAGCACGAUUGACUACGUCGUGGUCUCUGGCAAGCUGUCAGUUUUGGAAUACGUCGACCACCUUCACGAGCACUUCCUUCACCCAUCGGUCAUCAAGGAUGGCUACUACACAACGCCUACGGAGCCUGGGUACUCUGUAGAAAUGAAGGCCGAUAGUAUGGAGGAAUAUGAGUUUCCAGGCAAAGAAGGUGUCAGCUGGUGGCGGACUGAAGCAGCGAGGCCGAUUCUCGAGGGCGCGAAAUUCUGAUAGCAUGUAAGCAGACAUGACUCCAUAUCAUAGACUACAGUGAAUAAUUAU
Messenger RNA from Cercospora beticola, 1654 nucleotides. RefSeq names its product L-fuconate dehydratase (gene LGD1). NCBI's taxonomy places the organism in Eukaryota, Fungi, Ascomycota, Dothideomycetes, Mycosphaerellales, Mycosphaerellaceae. The record is from RefSeq and is a predicted model, not a curated record. Gene Ontology annotation, biological process: amino acid catabolic process; carbohydrate catabolic process. Gene Ontology annotation, molecular function: L-fuconate dehydratase activity; magnesium ion binding.